Canis lupus familiaris (dog) is the source of this 2317-nucleotide messenger RNA. RefSeq names its product ATPase PAAT (gene C28H10orf88B). The transcript has 6 exons. The record is from RefSeq and is a predicted model, not a curated record. The coding region runs from base 76 to 1407 and encodes 443 amino acids. NCBI's taxonomy places the organism in Eukaryota, Metazoa, Chordata, Mammalia, Carnivora, Canidae.
CCUCGCCUCGGCCCUGGCGGAAACUGACGCCCUGGAAGAGAGGUUCCGGGGUUGGCCGGGGCUGGCGGCGGCGGGAUGGAGAGCGGGGCCGAGGACGCGGGGCUGAGCCGCCGCCCGGUGCUGGCCUCCUCCUGGGACGCCGCCUGCGGAGCCCUGGCCCAGAGCCUCCGCCUCACCCGCGCUGACCUCGGCGCCCGGGAGCUGGACUGGGACGAGCUGCUGGCGCCGCCUGCCGCGGGCCGAGAGCUGGUGGUUUUGAGGACAAGCCCGAGCAGCCCUGACGAAAAGCCCUGCUUCCUUUACCUGAGAUGUGACCCUAAAGCAGGUGAAGAAAUCGCUUCUGUUGGCGUCUUGAGUUCAGCGAGAAACAUGGAAGUGUACGUGGGAGAGGAGUACUGUGGCACCAGCAGGGGCAAGAGUGUGUGCGGUGACCUGGGCGGCAGGGAGCACGAAACUAUUUUCUAUAUGAAAUAUUUAAAAUUGGAGUCCUGUAGUCAUGCUUGUAAAAUAAAGUUGCUCUCCUUUGGUGAAAAUCAGUGUGUAUUCAUCAGUAAAGUUGUGGUACAAUUGAGGCGGGUUUCAGCAAAUUCUUCAACAAGCUCUCCUGCUCUAGGAUCAAGGAUAGACCUGCAGAGGGUCCAAACUCUCAUGGAGGCCAUGGGGUCAAAGUUGUCACCUGGCGCUCAGCAAUUGAUGAAUAUGGUUCGAUUUCAGCAGCAGAAUUGUGUUCCCAUUGGAGAGCAGCUUCAGUCGGUUUUGGGAAAUCCUGGUUACAAACGCAUGAUGGACCUGCAGUCCUCAUCUGCUUCAGGAACUUUAGACAAGUCACCCUCCACGCCUUUCCCUUUUAGAACUGGAUUGACAUCCGGAUCCCUGGCUGAAGACUUAAAAGCUUAUAUUGAUAAAAGUCUGCAGCCACUUGGUGGAGGAAACAUGACAGACCUCAAAGAUUAUAACGUGGUGCCACAAAACCAUUCUCUUCUUGAGAAUGACCUCAGAAAUGCAGUUUCUUCUUUCCUACCGAAGAAAGCAAGUGAUCACUCAACUCUACUUAACUCUGAGUUGCCGCCUUUUCUCCAGAAGUGUAGUCAAGUUAACCAUCUCCGUGUGGGACAUAACACCAAGUGGCAGGGAAGCAUCACUAAGGCCAGUGAAGGCGUUGUUGGUGUUGGAACGGAAGAGCAACCUGUGUGUUCCUACUUAGAAAAGAUUCUCACUAAAAACUUGGAACUGAUGGAAAAGAGACUCGUGGACUACGUCGACCAGCGACUGUGUAAACUCCAAGAGCACAUGGACGCCAAGAUUGCUCUGUUAAUGGACCUGCUGCAGAGUCCCUACUCCCCACCCCCGGGGACCGCCCUCAGACCCUGUGACUCUGGAGAAAGACUUUCAAAUGGAGAAAGAUAAGUGCUCAACCUUAUCUGUGUGCUACAGAUAUUUAUUACGUAUUUAUUGCAAAGCCUAAACCCCCAAGGUUCAAAGCAAGUAUUUCAUGUCAUUUGAGGAUCAUCCUCUCCCUUCCAUCAAGUGACCUCCGUGUUCAUUUGAACUCUACUUGUUACUGUAAAUCCAGUACUGUGCACUAGGAUUAAUGGGAUAGGGUCACCUACUAUUUUUGUUUGCAAUAAUGUUUACUUUUAUUUUUUAUUUGUAUUUACUUUUAUUUUUGUUUAAGUGUUUUAACUUUUUUUUACAAUUUGUAUUUUAAUUCAUGAAUCUGUUUUAUAUAUGUGUUUAAGUGCUGUUUUAAUUUAUACAAAGGCCCUAUGUUUUAGGUGCGUGAGAAAAGUACAGUGUUUGAUAUAUUUUUAUCUAAUUGAUUGUUCUUAGAAACCUUAGACUAUUUAGGCCUUGCUUGCAACCUUUAAUUCCCAGUCACCAAAUUACAUUUCAUAUUGUUUAUUUCAGAUAAAAAAUUAAAUGUGUUUCUGCACCUUUAGUUUACAUCGGGGCCAUUAUUUUUAUGUUCUGUCACAUUGAAGCUAUACUGUGGGUAGGGGAGAAACAUCAAACUGGCGCUUUUUUUGUUAAGAUUAUUACUUUAGAUUUUGCGUUUGAUGUAAAACAGGAGAAGUCAUCUUGUUUUAUUUCAGUAAACACAACUUUUUUGAGUUGAUAGUGGUUCUUCUUUCCAUAGCCCUUCCCUGGUACGUUUAACAUGUGAAGUGCUGAGCCUCUGCAUGCAAAGAUGAAGGCAUAUGAAUCAAGAAGAUUGUGCCUUGGUGGCGGAUGUAAUUUUCAGAAAUUAUGACUAUUUUAUGUGUCUUGAGGGCUGGUAUAUUUGCAUCUAAAAAAUAAAUGCAUCUACUCUGGAAAC